UCCUUUGUUCUUUAAACACACCAGAAUAUAACUUUUCAUAAAAGUGAAUAAAUACUGUUUAAUUCAACACUGUAUGAAUCUUCACAACAUUUCUGUAGAAAUCAUUUAGAAAAGUGUGACAUUUUGUGAAAAUAUGUUACCAGAUUAUCAACAUUAUCAAAUGAUCUUCAGUAACACAUGAGGUACAUUUAUAUGUCUUUAAUGUGUCAUGAUGUUUCUAAAGAUGUGACUGCAGGUUUCAGGAAGUCUUGAGUCUUUAACACAGUCUGUGUCUUUAACCGUCUAUCAUGAUUCGGUCAGUAUGGAGCUCAGUCAACUUCCUCUUGUGCUCUUGCUGAUUUCAAACAUCUAUUCUCAACAAACUGAAGAAAGACCAAAAGCCAAAGUGACCAUUAAACCUGAUCAACAUGUAUUCAGAGGAGACAAAGUCACUCUCAGAUGUGACAUUGAUGGUGAAGGAGUCGCUAGUUGGCAGUACAGCUGGUAUAAAGACGGUUCAGCUGAUGCUUUCAGUGAUCAACAGGAACACAAAUUCAGGUCUGUCACUCAGUCUGAUGCAGGUAAAUACUCCUGUUAUGGAGCAGAGAGAGGAGGAUCACAAACAUCAAACAUCAGUGAUGCAGUUACACUGACAGUAUCAGGUGAGUUUGAUUAUCUCUUUAUAAACACACAAACAUUUAAUAUGUUAUUAAUGAGUGAUUUCUCCAUUUCAGAUUUAGUUUUAAGUGUUUCUCCACAGAAGUGGUUGACUGAAGGAGAUCCAGUGAUUCUGAUCUGUGAGGUUUACGGCUCCUCUACAGGCUUGACAUUCAGCUGGUACACUCAAACUGUUUCAUCGGACAACAGAUAUUAUUAUCAGCUGCUCUCAGACAGCAGCAGAGGAGCUGGAGGAAACUACACUGUCAGUUCUGCUGCUCUAAAUCACACAGGAGUUUAUAUGUGCAGAGCAGAGAGAAGAAAACCAGCCUAUAAAACAUGGUACAGCAGCUCACAGUUAAUAUGGGUCACUGGUGUUUCUCCUCCAGUGUCUCUGAUCAUCAGUCCCAGCAGAACUCAACACUUCACAUCUGUCUCUCUCUCUCUGAGCUGUGAGGACCAGAGUAACUCUGAUAGAUGGACAGUGAGAAGAUACACAGACAGAUGGGAGUGGCUGGAUGAUUGUUCAUCAUCACACUGGGGAUCACAAACAGGAUCUACAUGUACAAUCAGAUCCACCAACACAUCAGACACUGGAGUGUACUGGUGUCAGUCUGAAUCUGGAGAGAACAGUCAUCCUGUUAAUAUCACUGUACACUCUGAUGUGAUUCUGGAGAGUCCUGUUCAUCCUGUGACUGAAGGAGAUACUCUGACUCUACACUGUUUAUAUCAACAUUCAACCCCACCAAACCUCAGAGCUGAUUUCUAUAAAGAUGAAUCGCUCAUCCAGAGUCAAACUACAGAGAUGAUCAUCUCUACUGUCUCAAAGUCACAUGAGGGUUUCUACUACUGCAAACACCCAGAGAGAGGAGAGUCACCCAAGAGCUGGAUCUCAGUCAGAGUGUCUCAUUCAGAAUCUCAGAUCUCUGUCCUUCACACACUCAGUUCUGUACUGGCAGUUUGUCCAUAUCUGCUAGUGACAGUCGUGCUGAUUUUCAAAUGCUGCAGGAUGAGAGAUUCAGCAUGAAUCAGCUCUCCAAACCCUUGGACUUCUGAGUGAAACAUGAUAUUCAAUGAAAAAACAUGUAGGACAGAACAUGAUUUUACCCAACAGGAAUGAAAAAAAAAUGGCAUUAUAUACAUUUUCUUCUUUUUAAUUACUAAAAAAUUAUCAUUUCAUGUUGAUUUUAAAAAGAGACAUUGAUUAAAUGUCCCUCUGAGGCCUGAUAACACAUUGACUGAGUUUGUUCAUAAAGUUUUGGAAGCUUAUCUUACAUUACUGCUAUUUCAGUUGCUUUUCAGUAUUAUUUUAUCAUGUUUUAUAUCAAGUUUUAUAUUUUUUAUUUCAUUCUUCUUUAAUGUUGUAAUAUAGUUAAAUACUUUACAAUAAAAGGCUCAGUGCAUCUCAUGUAUGUAUGAUGUAGCCUCUGUGAUGUUUGCCUGCUUUGCUUUACAAUCACAUGAACACACACUGUACUUUGUUUAUUCGUUAUUCUUAAGAGUAUUCUUUAUGUUAAGUUAAACAUUAUCUUUAUGUUAAGUUAUUCUUUAUGUUAAGUAUGUUAAGUUAAUUGUGUCUCCCAGUGUUUGUUUUUAUAACAAUCAGGAAGGAAAGUUGCUGUCCUUUAAUAGGCUGCAGGAGCUCGAUUUUCAGGUGGCCAGAAAGAGAGACCUCCACCAUAUAUGUGUUAAAACAAUUUAUUUUGACCAAAUUAAAGAUAGAAGUGACACAAAGUGGAGGGAUUUUUUAACAAUUCCUGCUGAGCUCUCUCCUUCUUGGAGGACUUUGUAUAAGGGCCCUCUUCCUAAACGUUCUGGGGAUCUACAGUGGAGGCUGUUAAAUUGUACUCAAAUUGUGCCCACUUAUUCUCAUGUUUCCAAAUUUAAUUUGAAUGUUUCUCCAUCCUGUUAUUUCUGUUCUUUAUCUGAAUCUGUUUUUCAUGUUGUUACUGAAUGUUUUAGAUUAGCUCCAGUGUUUAUAUUGCUUGAAAGAUUAAUUGGAGGUUUGGGUUUUGUUUUUAGCAGGGCACUGUUUUUGGAUGUAAAUAUUCAAGAGCACACAGUCGACAGCAUACCUUAGCCAAUUUUAUUAUGGGGCAAGCCAAACUAGCCAUUUGGAAGUCUCGCAGAUUGGCUGCUGAAGGGCAAAAUAUAAAUGUUCUCCGAUAUUUUACUGUUUUGAUGGAGUUCAGGAUAAGAAUGGAAUAUAGAUUCUCUCAAAUGACUGAUAACUUGCAUGAUUUUGUGUUCAAAUGGUGUAUAAAUGAUGUUUUGCUGUCAUUUUGUGAGGAUGGGGAAUUAAUAUUUAACUGGUGAGGUGAAGUGAGGGAUUUCUUGAUAACUUUGUAAUGUGAGGAGCUGGAUGCGCAA
Molecule: messenger RNA, 3006 nt
Organism: Labeo rohita (rohu)
Lineage: Eukaryota; Metazoa; Chordata; Actinopteri; Cypriniformes; Cyprinidae
Product: Fc receptor-like protein 3
Exons: 8
Coding region: 302-1663 (453 amino acids)
Biological process (GO): cell surface receptor signaling pathway
Molecular function (GO): transmembrane signaling receptor activity
Source: RefSeq, a predicted model, not a curated record